GCCAACGCGGUCACGCUCGGCGUCGCCUCCUCCAUCGCGCCCUCUUUCGCCCGAUGCCGUGUGCAAGCUGCCAACGCGGCCUUGCUCGGCGCAGCUUCCCCCCACCCCUGUCGCCUGCUCAGCCCCGAGCGCAAGCCGCCAAUGCGGUCGCGCUCGGCGCAGCUUCCUCCCCCCGCGCUCACCUGUCGCCCAGUCCCGAUCGCGAGCCGCCAACGCGGUCGCGCUCGGCGCAGCUUCCUUCGCCUCCUGUUCGCCCAGCCCGGAGCGCGGCCUCCGUGGUUUCGCUCAGCGGAUCCGCUGUGCCAAAGCGCCCACCUCCAGGGUGCCAAUGCGUUUGACAUCUGCUGCGCCAACGCGCUCGCUUCUGCCCGAGCCCGCGUGUUUGUCCCGGAGUGCGCCAAUGCGCUCGCGCCUCCCUGCGCCUGCUCGCCUGCCCCUGGAUUUGCCAUCGCGCCCCCCUUGGAUCCGCAGCACUCGAUGACCAACACAUCCGCCUUCAACUGCGUCAACGCAGCCAGCUCCGCUGCGCCAAUGCGCCCGAUGUUCGCUGCGCCAACGUGCUUGCUCCGGACUGCGCCAAUGCGCCUGCCACCAGCUUACCAGGGCUACCAUUUCUGGCUGCGUCAACACACCGCACUCGAUGGCCAGUGCAACUUCGGUACUGGCGCGUACACUCGAAGAUCCUUGCGCAAGCUUGCACGUUUCAUGAUCCAGGCACGGUGCAUUCGCCAUCUCCCACCCGGCGCACCCGUGCUUACCACCUUGCCUUAUGUGCUGGAUUCUGGGGCGCCGCCGUGCUCCUUCCUGCCUCGCCGGCGCCGCCAUGCUUGA
Messenger RNA from Punctularia strigosozonata HHB-11173 SS5, 831 nucleotides. RefSeq lists its product as uncharacterized. The record is from RefSeq and is a predicted model, not a curated record. NCBI's taxonomy places the organism in Eukaryota, Fungi, Basidiomycota, Agaricomycetes, Corticiales, Punctulariaceae. The transcript has a single exon. The annotation marks the transcript as partial.